AUGAAAUAACCAUUUAUAAAUCACAAUUAUAGGGUUUAAUUUAAGCAUCCUAUCAAUAUACAAUAAGAAGGUCUCAUUUCAGAAAUAACAUCUUGUCGCAUUUCACUAUUCAAAACAGUAGUAUUUGCCUUUCUAUCCAUAAUUACUUGUGGCUUACUCUAUUUAGUUACAAGGUGGGACUUAAGAAUUUUCCUAUUUUUCCGUGCUAAGAAGUGUGUCCCUAAAUCUGCAACUCACUUCUUAAUUAUUGGGCAAGGUAAGUAAUUUCGUUAAUGUAUAUUAGACCAGUCUCAAACCUUGGUUAAAUCGAAUCGUUCCAAAGAUGGAAUGCUUUUUAUUGAAUAUAGAUUAUAUAGGUACUAUUAUACAGAAUUUGGAUUCGAUCCCAUAGAAACUAAAUAUCAGACCAUGAUCUAGUAAGAAAUAAGACAGUAAUUGAUAAAUCGAAACGACUAGCUGGACAAAUUUGGAUUUAAUAAUACAGAAAUACCAGACAAAGGAAUUGCUAAAACUUUAAUUGAUGAAGUCUUGAGUCCAUUUUAUAUAUUUUAGGUAAAUAUUAAUAAAAUUUUAGUUUUGUUCUGUACUAUUGUGGUUUUGGGCAUCAUAUCAGCGAUAUGCAACAGUAAUUUUAAUUACAUCAUUAAUUUCAAUAUUUAUAACACUCUAUGAAUAAAGAAGGAGUUUCUAUCGCUUAUAGUAAUUGUCUAAAUUUAACAUUCCAGUUCAAAUAUUAGAUGAAGGAUAAAUGAAGGAAAUUUAAUCUAUAAAUUUAGUACCUGGUGAUAAAUUGAUAAUAAAGGAUGGUAUGAUUAUGCCAUGUGAUGCGAUUUUAUUAAAUGGUUAGGUCAUAUUUAAUGAAGCUAUGUUAACAGGAGAAUCUAUUCCUGUUUUAAAAACAGAGCUUCCAAAUAAUAAAGAAAUUUAUGAUCCCUAAGAUGCAGGAAAAUAAUUUACAUUGUUUGCAGGAACAACUUGUAUGGAGACUAAAGGUUCAGAAGUAAUUGCUUUAGUUACUCAAACGGCUUUUAAUACUUAGAAAGGAUAAUUAAUAAGAUCGAUAAUGUUUCCAGUUUAGAAUUCAUUUAAAUUUUAUGCUGAUUCUAUGAAAUUUGUAGGAAUAAUGGCUAUUUUAGCAGUAAUUGGGUUCAUUAUAACAGUUCCUAAUAAAAUUGAAUAUCUCUUAGAUGACUCAAUAUCAACCUGGGAAUUUAUUAAUGAAGGUCUGGAUUUAAUUACAAUCACAGUUCCACCAGCAUUACCAACAUGUUUACAAAUUGGUAUAAGUAUAGCAUUGGCAAGAUUAAAGAGUUCUAAAAUAUUUUGUAUAUCACCCUAAAAAGUAAAUAUUAGUGGAAAAGUAACUAUAAUGUGUUUUGAUAAAACAGGAACAUUAACAGAAGAAGGAUUAGAUAUGUAUGGUAUUAGAAUGAUAGAGAAUUAGAGAUUUUCAAAGAUUGUAACAUCAAUUGAUGCUAAUACUGAUGUUAAUUUUAUUAAAGGAAUGGCAACUUGUCAUGGAUUAUCAUAGGUAAAAGGUAAAUUAGUAGGUGAUCCUUUGGAAUUGAAGAUGUUUGAAUCUACAAAUUGUGAAUUAAUAGAAGAGAAAGAUGGUCGUAUAAGGAUUAGAAAUAAUGAUAGAAUAAAUGUGGAAAUUAUAAAGAGAUUUGAAUUUUCAUCUAAAUUAUAGAGAAUGUCAGUGAUAGUUAAAGAGAAUGGUUAAUAUUAGGCAUAUAUGAAAGGAUCACCUGAGAAAUUAAGAUAAUUAUGUAAUAAUCAAUCAAUACCUUUUAAUUUUCAUUAGAUUUUAGAUUUCUAUGCUUUAAAUGGAUUUAGAGUAUUAGGUAUGGCAUAGAAAUCAGUAUAAUAAAUAGAUUUAGAUCGUAAUGAAGUAGAAUCAAAUUUAAAUUUUAUUGGAUUCAUUAUUAUGGAAAAUAAAUUGAAACCUAUUACAACUAAGAUUAUUAAAUAAUUAAAGGAUUCUCAUAUUAGAUCAAUAAUGGUUACAGGUGAUAAUGUUUUAACUGCUAUUAGUGUAGCUAGAUAAUGUGGAUUAAUUGAAAAUUAGAGAGUAUAUUUGGGUGAAUUAAGUGAAAAGAAAUUGAAUGGGAAGUAUUUUGUAUCAUGGAAAGAUUUUGAAUAUAAUUAAAAUGAAUUAAAUGAAGAUACUUUGGAACCAUAAUAAUAAAUAAUUAAUAAUUUGAAUGAAAUUUAAAAGGAUGUAGAUGUUCAGUAGGAUUUUGAAUAUUUAAAUUAGAGAUCAUUUUCUAAAAAUUCAGUUAAAAAUAAAUCUUUGCUAGAAGAUCCACCUCCUGUUAACAUUUAACUUGAUAAUAUUAGUGAAAUUUAUACUGACGGAGAUUUCAUGGAAGAAUAACCAUGGAAUGAAAAUGAAAAUUAUGUAUUAGCUAUUUCUGGUGGUGCAUUUAUGCAUUUAAAUAAAUAUGGAUCUUAAGCAACACUUAAUAAUAUACUUGAAAAAACUAUUGUCUAUGCUAGAAUGAGACCAGAAGAAAAAGCUAAUUUAAUACAAUAAUUAUAGAAACAUAAAUCAUUACCUUUAGUAGGAUUCUGUGGAGAUGGUGCUAAUGAUUGCGGAGCCUUAAAAACUGCUGAUGCAGGAAUUUCUUUAUCAUAAGCAGAAGCUUCAAUUGCUGCACCAUUUACUAGUCAAAUUUAAGAUAUAUCAUGUGUUCCAAUUUUAUUAGCAUAAGGUAGAGCAGCUUUAACUACUUCAUUUUGUUGUUUCAAAUUUAUGGCAUUAUAUUCAAUGAUCUAAUUUAUCUAAGUUACUAUACUCUAUCUAAAAUAAUCAAAUUUAACAGAUAAUCAAUAUCUUUACAAUGAUUUAUUUACAAUAUUCCCAUUAAGUAUGACUAUGGGAUUGGUUUAGGCAGCAAAAAUAAAUAAAUUUGUGCCAGGAUCAUCAUUAAUAAGUUUCUCUGUAUUAGGUUCAGUUAUAGGAUAAACUAUUAUUUAAUUAGCUUUUUAAUUAGGAGUUUAUCUAUUAUUAUUGAAAUAAUCAUGGUUUAUUCCAAAUGAAGAACUAAAUUAAGAAGAUUUAAAUGAUGAUUCAAUGAAGAUUUGUUUUGAAAAUACAACUUUAUUUAUUUUUGGCAAUUUCUAAUAUUUGAUGAUAGCUUUGGCUUAUUCAAAUGGAAAACCUUUCAGAAAACCAUUCUAUACCAAUUUUUAUUUCAUAGGAAGUACAAUAUUUCUAUUCAUUCUUGCCAUUGUGUUUCUUCUGAUGAGGAUUGAUUAUAUUGACGACAUUAUGGGGGUAUAAUAUUAAAUAUUAAUAUUUUUAGUUUAUUUUCUAGAGUUAUGAUGAUCAAUACAUUAUGCCUGAAUCAUGGACAUCUCUAUUAGGCAUUAUUGCUAUCAUAAAUGCUGCAAUUACAUUUAUUUAUGAAAAGCUUGUUGUACCAAAAUUAAUAUUCAAAACAAAAGUGCAAUCAAUACAAUUCUGAU
Molecule: messenger RNA, 3471 nt
Organism: Paramecium pentaurelia
Lineage: Eukaryota; Ciliophora; Oligohymenophorea; Peniculida; Parameciidae
Source: the annotation of a GenBank genome assembly